Mytilus trossulus (common blue mussel) is the source of this 1460-nucleotide messenger RNA. Its product is annotated as galactoside alpha-(1,2)-fucosyltransferase 1-like. The transcript is spliced from 2 exons. Lineage: Eukaryota; Metazoa; Mollusca; Bivalvia; Mytilida; Mytilidae. The record is from RefSeq and is a predicted model, not a curated record. The coding region runs from base 95 to 1066 and encodes 323 amino acids. Gene Ontology annotation, molecular function: galactoside 2-alpha-L-fucosyltransferase activity. Gene Ontology annotation, cellular component: membrane. Gene Ontology annotation, biological process: carbohydrate metabolic process.
UGAGGACCUUAAGAAGAAAUAUGUAAAACGUUAUAGCUACAUUAUACAUUUGACAAUAUCGGUACCUAUUGUACAUGAAACCUAGUUUUAAACAAUGCUAAAACAAACAGAAAUCCACCUGUUUCUUGGAAUGUCGGUUGUUGUGACAAUCUCAACAUUUGCAGUCUGUGUACUGUUAUCAUCAUCUAAAACAGAAGAAUUGUUCCCCCAUAUUAGAGGUCAUCUGUGCGCAGACUGGACAGGAAGGCUUGGUAAAAUCAUGUUUCAAUACGCAUCGCUCUUUGGAAUAGCUGAACGAAAUGACAUGGUGUUUGCCAUUGAUAAAUUCGAUGAAAUAAACUAUUCGUUUGACAAUUUGUUUGCGCUUAAAUUAAAAAAUAAAUCAAUUUGUGAAUAUGCACAAACAUGGGGCGAAAAUGAGCCUUGUCUGUAUGACGAGAGUGCAGCCAAUGUUCCCGCAAAUCUCAAUGUUAAACACGUCUCACUAUUGCAAUCGUGGAAAUAUUUCAAUCAUAUCGAACAAGCUAUUCGAACACAAUUUAAAUUCAAAGAAGAAUUUGAAACUAAAUGCCAACAAGUUUUGAACGAAACAAUAAUUGAAUGGACUUCAAAUCAUUCAAGUGUCCCGAAUGAUAAACUACAAAUAGUUGGAAUUCACAUACGAAGAGGAGACUACUUGGACAAAGGUAAAAUAAAGUACGGCUAUCGGACAGCCAGUGCAGAUUAUAUUAAUAAAUCAAUGAACUACUUCAGGGAGAAAUUCAAACAUGUAUUGUUUUUAGCUUACACUGCUCAUAAUUGGAAAGAUAUGUUAUGGCGUGACAAUCAUGUGAUCGGAAGUGACGUUGUUCUUAUGCACAUGCAUUCCCCGGAAGUUGAUAUGUGUGUUUUAUCUAAAUGUAAUCAUUCUAUAAUAACAGUUGGCUCAUUUGGCUGGUGGGCGGCAUGGUUGGCUAAUGGUACAACUAUUUAUUAUAAGGAUAUGGCUAAAAAUAAUAGCGAGUAUAGAAAAGACUUUAGCGAAGAUAUGACUGAUUACUUUUAUCCGGGAUGGAUAGGAUUCUAAUUCAUCACGUGAUAUAAAUCGUCAUGACCGAUAUAAAAGCGACAUUAUUUCAAAUGUGCAUGUAGGACGAGAUUUGAUAACCGAUAUGACGUAUACUACUUUGAAAUAUAAAACAUGCAAAUAAAUAUGAAAGUGCAUGUAAUAUUUUAACUGAUUAAAAGAUAAAGUACUUUUGCCUGUAGAUAAUAACCUAGUUAUAAGUAAUCUGCAUGUAUGAAUAGUUUAAAGAUAAAUCUUUACUACAUACUAGAUAUCAAAAUAAGUAAGCAAUGAUGUUCACACUGCAUAUAGAUGAGAUUUAAGGUUCAUCUUAACAAACAGACGAAUAUGGCUGUAUUUACAUGCCCAAAAUUACUCUGAGUACAGACUUACCUUUGAAGUUGGAAAAGUUUUA